AUGGAUAACCAGCGGGCGCUGUUCCCCUCAUAUACGCCCCCGAGACUGUCGACCAGCAACACAUACCGGACGGGCGAUUCGAGGAGUCUGACGGCAUGCUCGACGGCGAGCCCACGGCAGCCUCCGGCGUACGGGGACGAGCCGCCGCAGUACCAGGAGGAAUUGCUAUACGACGCAAAGGCCCGGGAGAGAAAGACGGUCUUUAUCCGGCUGCUGACGUCCAUUUUCAUCACCGUCCUCGUUUCUCUCAUCGUCGCGGCCGUGGUGGAAAAGAUUCAUGACAAUGGCGGAGAGAUUCAUCACGAGGCUCCGACGCGGAGCGUGGAGCGUAUCACGGUGGUGUCGACACAGGCAACGACGGUUGCGCGAGAGGCAGUAGAAGCAACGGCAGACGCAGACACGCCUCGCACCAUCAGGCCGACACCAGCGGCAGAGGACGACGUCCAGCCGUCCCAAACGGCGUCGGCGUCGGUGACGACGGUCGACUGCACCUCCAUGGCCCGCCUCACGGGCGCGGUCCUGUGGACGAGCAUCCGGCCGACGCCGACGCAGGCGGCUGGCGAUGCCGAGUCCGAGAGCUCUGCCACGCCCACGGCCGAGGCGACCGAAGAGCGCAGGAUGCAGGGCAUGGAGGUGUAUUCGUUCCGGGGUUGUCUGUGGGCACGGUCGUCGUUCAGGCUCGGCAAUCAAGAGACCGUGACGCGGCUCUGCACCGUUGCUUGCCCGGCCAGGAAUGCCGACGGCGGCAUUGCUCGCAAAGUGGUGCUGGACGACCUGACCUGGAAAGGGUUUGAGGGAGGAAGCGAAGUUGACCAAACGUGA
Hirsutella rhossiliensis is the source of this 822-nucleotide messenger RNA. RefSeq lists its product as uncharacterized. Lineage: Eukaryota; Fungi; Ascomycota; Sordariomycetes; Hypocreales; Ophiocordycipitaceae. Bases 1 to 822 code for a protein of 273 amino acids. The record is from RefSeq and is a predicted model, not a curated record. The transcript is spliced from 2 exons.